AUGAAGCGCAAACUGGAUGCCAACGAUGUUCCUUCUCCCGGGCCUACGGGCACAGAGGAGCAGCAACUUGAUUUCGAAGCCCUUGGGUUGGACCCGCGACUGCGUCAGGCCCUGAUCAAAGAAAAGUUCUCCACGCCUACUCUCGUGCAGGCAAAGGCCAUUCCGCUGGCCCUCGAAGGAAAAGAUAUUCUGGCUCGUGCAAAGACUGGCUCCGGCAAAACUGCUGCCUAUGUUCUUCCUGUCCUCCAGGCUAUUCUCCAACAAAAAUCUAAUGACCCCACAUUGAAAGCAACCACUGCUCUUAUUCUCGUUCCCACCCGUGAGCUUGCUGAACAAGUCCAAAAAGUUGUCACCUCCUUCACCACUUUCUGCGGAAAGGAUGUCCGAUCUAUCAACUUGACCCAGAAAGUCUCCGACGCUGUGCAGCGGACUAUGCUUGCCGAUUUCCCUGAUCUGGUUAUCUCCACACCAACCCGAGUUCUUACCAAUGUCAAUAACUCCGCUCUGUCGCUUGAGAAACUCACGCACUUAGUGAUCGAUGAAGCCGAUUUGGUUCUGUCUUACGGAUACGACGAUGAUAUCAAUGCUCUUUCCAAGGCUAUCCCCCGUGGAGUACAGACUUUCCUCAUGAGUGCUACCCUCACUUCCGAGGUGGAUGCUUUGAAGAGUCUGUUCUGCCGUAGCCCGGUUAUUCUGAAGCUCGAGGACAAGGAAGAUAAGGGCGCUGAAGUCAGCCAAUUUGUGGUGAAGUGUGCUGAAGACGAGAAGUUCCUUCUCACAUAUGUCAUCUUCAAGCUGCAGCUGGUCAAAGGCAAGGUUAUCAUCUUCGUGCACGAUGUGGACCGAUGUUACCGCGUGAAGCUUUUCCUCGAACAGUUCGGUAUCAAGAGCUGUGUACUGAACUCAGAGCUUCCCAUCAACUCCCGACUACACGUCGUCGAGGAGUUCAACAAGGGCAUCUACGACAUCAUUAUUGCUGCAGACGAUCAAGAGAUUAUGGGAACCGCCAAAUCAAGCAAGAAGGUUCCCGAAGUUAUCGAGGAGGACGAGGAAGAGGAGAAGGAGGAGGAGAAGGAAGAGAAGGAGAUCGGUUCCAGUGAAGACGAGGAGGAGGAAGAAUCCACCAACAAAAAGUCUCGACCUGAAAAACGCCGCAAGAUGACCAAUAAGGAAAAGGAUUACGGUAUCUCUCGCGGUAUCGACUUCCAGAACGUCGCCUGUGUCCUCAACUUUGACCUCCCAUCCACUGCGAAAUCUUAUACCCACCGCAUUGGACGUACCGGUCGCGCUGGUAAGGCUGGCAUGGCGCUCUCUUUCGUCGUCCCGCUGGAGCAGUAUGGCAAGCACAAGCCGACCUCAAUUAGCAGCGCCAAGAAAGAUGAGACCGUCCUCGCUAAGAUCACCAAGCGCCAAGGCAAGAUGGGCCACGAGGUCCGACCAUACCAUUUCGAAAUGCAGCAGGUCGAUGCUUUCCGCUACCGUAUGACCGACGCCUUGCGCGCCAUCACUCGGCUUGCGGUGCAGGAGGCUCGUGCUCGUGAGAUUCGCCAAGAGCUUAUCAAGAGCGAGAAGCUGAAGCGUCAUUUCGAGGAGAAUCCAGAGGAGCUGCGCCAGCUGCGUCACGAUGGUGAAUUGCGGGCCGCUCGUGUGCAGGCACAUUUGAAGCACGUGCCGGAGUAUUUGAUGCCCGCCAAGGGACGCAAGGGUAUCUCGAAAGAGGAUGUUGGAUAUGUUGGGUUCAGGAAGACAAAUGAGAACCGAAUCCGCAAGGCGAGAGAUCAUAACCGGGCGAAGGCCAAGGGCAAGAAGCCUUCCGGCGGGAGGGUCGAUCCUUUGAAGACAUUUAAUCGGGGUCGGAAAUAA
Molecule: messenger RNA, 1863 nt
Organism: Penicillium longicatenatum
Lineage: Eukaryota; Fungi; Ascomycota; Eurotiomycetes; Eurotiales; Aspergillaceae
Gene: dbp9
Product: ATP-dependent DNA/RNA helicase
Exons: 4
Coding region: 1-1863 (620 amino acids)
Cellular component (GO): nucleolus
Molecular function (GO): RNA helicase activity; nucleic acid binding; ATP binding
Source: RefSeq, a predicted model, not a curated record